AUGGGGAACGCCGAGUCCCGAGGAGCUCUCCCGACGUCUUCGGGCCCGACGAGCAAAGGCGUGCGGUCCAAGCGACGGCCUCUCUCGCCCCCCGCGAGCAAAGGGCCAACACCCGACACGACCGAUAGCGCGUUCGCCUGCCACGCGAGACGCUCAGCGUUCGUCCCCACGGACGACCAAACGACAGCAGUUGCAGCAGUCGCAGCAAAUGGCUCCACGAGACGUCGGAAGCGACUGUCUCCAGGUCUCUCGCGCAGCUCGAGCUGCAACAGCAGCAGUGGCAGUGACAAUGGCAAUGCGAUGCCGCGGGAGCGCGGGGGCCUCGAACGAGGGCAAGAGGCGCUGGAAGAGACGUCGUCGCAGCUCAGCUACUGGUACUUGCUCAAACAUGGGUACACGGAGCUCGUGCACUUGAUCAUUCGACCGCCUCGCACGAGCUACGCGGAGGCCGACCUCGGGCCCACUGAGUUUCAGUUUGCUGGACGGGCGUUUGUGCGAGAGGAUUUUCCAGUCGUGAACGACCGCAGGCAGACGCUCGUGUGUUCGCACUGGCGACCAGCAACGCCAGUGGCCGAGCGCGGCCGCAUCAAGAGCGCGACAGGCGGGCAGCCAGUGGUGCCGUGUGUCGUGUACUUGCACGGCAACUCGUCGUGUCGAUUGGAGGCAUUGGGCGUCCUGCGCACGUGCUUAGCUGCUGGUCUCACGGUCGCUGCGUUCGAUACCGCCGGGUGCGGCCACUCGGACGGCGAGUACAUUUCUUUGGGGUAUUACGAACGCGACGACUUGAGGGCAGUCGUGACGCACCUACGGACCGAGCGGAACAUUGGACCAGUGGCACUAUGGGGCCGAAGCAUGGGAGCAGCGACAGCGCUAUUGCAUGCGGAUCGGGACCCGUCGAUGGCAGGCAUUGUCGUGGAUAGCGCGUUUGCGAGCCUCGAACAGCUCGUGGAGGAGGUCGUUGAACGGGGACGCCAAGAAGGACUGACGCUGCCGGGGUUUCUCGUGAAAAUCGUGCUCAAGUUUAUUCGAUUGUCGGUGAAGAAGCGGGCGCAUUUUGACUUGCAGCACCUUGCGCCGAUCGAUCACGCGCCGGUUUCGUUCGUGCCGGCGUUGUUUGUGGCUGCAGAGCACGACUCAUUUAUCACGCCGCACCACAGUGACCAGAUCUUUGCGGCCUACGGCGGAGAUAAGAACCUCGUGAAGGUGGAUGGCGACCACAACAGUUCACGGCCGCAAUUUUUACUGGAUUCAGCUGCCAUUUUCUUGCAAACAGCAUUGCAGGUUGACCCGGCAGCAACCAUGCCAUCGAGUGUGUUCGUGGACGGGGCAAUUGGAGGUGGCUCGCGUGUGCCAUGGGAAGAUACAACGUGUCGGACAUCGUUGCUCUCGACGUGUCCAUCGCCUACCUCGCGCUACCCCAUCGCCAGGGAUUUUGAUGCGCUACAACUGGGCCCGAACUUGCUGUUAUUACCAAGCGAGCCGUGGUCAUGUCCGUCAUGUAGUUUUGUCAAUCGCCCGCCAUCAAUGCAGUGCAGAAUGUGCCGGGAUAUCUACCUUCCCGAUGAGUACAAGAAUCGAGACAUGGGGAACGAGGAAGGCAACAUCACGUAUAGUGAGGCCACUCGAAUACGUGCUACGACCACAGCAGCAGUGCGACCUCGACUCGUUUCAGGACAGUCACACGGAGCGUUUCGAAGACGAACGCUUGAGACAGCACCUUCACAGAGUCCAUCGUGUGCGUCAUCACGCUCAGCGCGACAGUUUGCUAAAUCAGGGCGAUCCACAGGCGCGGUGGCGGUCAACACUGCUGCGGCUCCAAUCCAUACGCGGACGACGUCAUCGCCUUCGGUCAUAGAAGAAGGUUGUAUGUCGUAG
Molecule: messenger RNA, 1875 nt
Organism: Hyaloperonospora brassicae
Lineage: Eukaryota; Oomycota; Peronosporomycetes; Peronosporales; Peronosporaceae
Source: the annotation of a GenBank genome assembly